AUGCGGCUCGUCCUCCUCGCCGUCUUUGCCUAUGCUGUGACCCUAGUCAGCUCUUAUGGGGUCGCCGGUACUUACGAAAGAGUACUUUUCUGGCAUGCCUUUGAGAUUGACAUCGAGAUCCACGGAGGUCGACCCAGAACUAUCGGGACCGGUUGUGCUUCGGCGAUGCGGGUGGCCCGGUGCAAUUUCAAUCAAUUCAUAACAUGUAUCGACGAGAACAGAAGUCCGCCAAUCACCCGGGACGUGAAGGGAAUGCAAGUCGAUGAAAUGUCCGACCUGUUGUAUAGAAACGGUAACUCGGGUACAUAUAUCAUGAAGAACGUUGUGGAUGGGAUCCCGGAAGCUCCGGGACAGUUUCCCAAAUUGAUAGACCAGGUUUCGAAGUUCAUCCGAGACAACAGAGCCCAGAUCGAGAGUACGAGUCCUCAGCGAUUGAAGUAUGCCCGGUCGGCGAUGCGGCGGGCUCACUUCGUGCGUGCUGCCUCAUACUCAGAUAGUUCAAAGGUCUUAUUGCAGAAGAAUCUUGGAGUGACAGCAGAAAUGAAGAAAAAGAUCAUGGGUGGUAGGCAGCAAACCGAGUAUUGGUUCGUCGACUGGGAGGCCACGGCACGAAAAUACCCCGACAAGGAGGUGGACCAAUUUCGCCGAGAUAUUGAAAAGCAUUAUGAUAUCAAGCACUGGAGAAACGUUGCGGCGUUAACAGAAGCUUUGAGCCGCGUUGGGGGAUGUAAAACAUAGGGUUGAGCCAGAGGUUGCAAUUUGAG
Molecule: messenger RNA, 764 nt
Organism: Aspergillus steynii IBT 23096
Lineage: Eukaryota; Fungi; Ascomycota; Eurotiomycetes; Eurotiales; Aspergillaceae
Exons: 2
Coding region: 1-738 (245 amino acids)
Source: RefSeq, a predicted model, not a curated record